Molecule: messenger RNA, 690 nt
Organism: Symbiodinium natans
Lineage: Eukaryota; Dinophyceae; Suessiales; Symbiodiniaceae
Source: the annotation of a GenBank genome assembly
AUGACCGGCCGUGGUAGGAAGCGGCCUGCCUUGUCUGAGCUCGGCUGCGUCGCUGCGCAUGGCACGGGCUGGAGGGCGCGUGUCCACAUCGGCGAGCGCAAUGUUUUGUGCCCGCAGCGUUCUUGCAAGGACGAAGCCGAGGCUGACCUGGAGGCGCUGCGCGCCGCAUCUUCUUACCGCGAGCUGCGUUUGACAGCGCAGCGACUGAAGACGGGCUCUGCCAGUUUGCUUCCACUGUGUCUGUGUGGAAUAAACAUUCAGUACCCUUGGAGUCGGCUCAUCAUAGCUGGGGUGAAAACCAUCGAGGUCCGCAAAUAUCCGCUGGGUAAGUACCCCUGUUUCACUGCAGGACAAGAUGUAUUCCUCAUUGAGACUCCUGGCCAGCGUUCCACAGACGGUGCUGACUGCGCUAUCGAUGUGGGCCCACCGCCAGAACAUUCUCGUGUCAUUGGCUUGCUUCGAUUCAAUGGCUGUUUCCAGUUUGCUGACCUAGAGGAGUUUGAAGUCUUUCGAGCACAGACGCGAAUCAGGCAGGGUGGCAAAUAUGCCUGGUCGAAUCUGGGCGAUGGUCCCAUCUUCGGCUGGGGGGUGGGCAGUGCGAGGGAGCUAGAGCCCAUACCUGCUGACGGCAAGACAAUGCUUGGCUGGCAACGCCCUCGCGCAUUGACCGUGAGCUUCUCCGAUGUGUAG